CCUGCGUGGCCCCCCAGGAGAUGUUGCUGAUGCUGGCCUUUUGCUUGGCGACGCGGCGGACCCUGGCCGCCCCCAGCCCUACCGCCGAGGACCUGGCGCGGGGAGUUGAUUGGCUGACCAAGUUUGGCUACCUGCCCCCACCGGAUCCCAUCACCGGACAGUUGCAGACCCAAGAAGAGCUCACCAAAGCCAUCGUGGUGAUGCAACAGUUUGGAGGACUUGAAGCCACCGGCAUUCUAGAUGAAGCCACCUUCAAACUGAUGAAGACGCCUCGUUGCUCUUUGCCAGAUCUUGCAGAAUCAAAGACAAGGAAGAGGCGGAAUAGCCAAGGAGUUACCAAGUGGAACAAAAGGAAUUUAUCCUGGAGGGUUCGAACAUUCCCCAAAGAAUCCCACCUGGGCCACGACACGGUUCGUGCCCUGAUGUACUACGCUUUGAAGGUGUGGAGUGACAUCACACCCCUCAAUUUCCACGAAGUGGCUGGUAACAAUGCGGACAUCCAGAUUGACUUCUCCAAAACUGAUCACAAUGAUGACUACCCCUUUGAUGGCCCCGGGGGCACGGUAGCCCAUGCUUUCUUCCCAGGAGAACAUUAUACUGCUGGAGACACCCACUUUGAUGACGACGAAUAUUGGACCUUCCGGUCAUCAGAUACCGACGGAAUGGAUCUGUUUGCUGUGGCAGUCCACGAAUUUGGCCACGCCAUCGGCUUAACCCACAUCUCUGCCACCGAAUCAAUCAUGAGGCCGUACUACCAGGGACCGGUCGGUGACCCCCUGAAAUAUGAUUUGCCGUAUGAAGACAAAGUCCGGAUUUGGCAGUUGUAUGGAGUCAGAGAAUCCGUGUCUCCGACAGCUAAACCUGAAAUAUCGAAAGCAGAUGACCAUCCCAUCCUGCCAGAUUUCCCUGAGAAUCGCUCCACUGUCCCGUUUAGAAGAGACGUGCCAAACAGAUGCAGCACCCAUUUUGAUGCUGUGGCUCAAAUCCGUGGGGAGGUUUUCUUUUUCAGAG
Messenger RNA from Notechis scutatus (mainland tiger snake), 1011 nucleotides. Lineage: Eukaryota; Metazoa; Chordata; Lepidosauria; Squamata; Elapidae. The record is from RefSeq and is a predicted model, not a curated record.